Molecule: messenger RNA, 2138 nt
Organism: Gloeophyllum trabeum ATCC 11539
Lineage: Eukaryota; Fungi; Basidiomycota; Agaricomycetes; Gloeophyllales; Gloeophyllaceae
Product: glycoside hydrolase family 15 protein
Exons: 27
Coding region: 93-2138 (681 amino acids)
Biological process (GO): carbohydrate metabolic process
Molecular function (GO): hydrolase activity, hydrolyzing O-glycosyl compounds
Source: RefSeq, a predicted model, not a curated record
UCAGAACUGCUUAUACACGACAGUCUCCGAGAGUUUCUGAGCUCCCCAUAAAUAAUACAAAAGGGCUCUGAAGGCACGCAGCCAUCCUAAGAAUGUCAUCGCACCAGUUUGGAAUGAACAUCCGCCAGCCGCACCACCUCCAGGAACGCGGGUACAUCCCCAUCGCGGACCAUGCCUUGAUCGGUAACCUGAGGACAGCUGCUCUGGUCAGCUUAGAUGGAUCCAUCGAGAGCUACUGCGUGCCGAACUUUGACUCGCCGUCGAUCUUCGCGCGCAUCCUGGACAAGGACAAGGGCGGCCACUUCUCCAUCACGCCCACCGUGCCGUUCACCACCAAGCAGGCGUACCUCCCCUCCUCCAACGUCCUCCAGACAAAGUUCAUGAACGACCAGGGCGUCGUCAGCGUCACCGACUUCCUCCCUCGCCAACGCGAACCGAGCACGAAACCCCUCCUCUUCUGGCUGGUCCGCCGCAUCGAAGUCAUCCGCGGCGCCCUCCCUUUGCAGCUCACCUGCGCGCCCGCCUUCAACUACGCGCGCGACACCCACACCACCGCCAUCAUCCCCGACACCUCCGUCCCCUACCCCGCGCAACAAAAGGCGCUCUUCCACUCCGCGGACCUAGACCUGGACCUGCGGUUCGUGGGAGAGAGCCUCGUGGAGGGCGUUCCCGAGCCGAGCGUGCAGCUGGAGCUGCUCGACCUCAGCGGGAAGGGGCACAAGGGCCCCGCGGUGCAGAGCACAUUAACGCUCACAGAGGGGCAGGCGGUGACGUUCGUGCUGCGCGUGCCGCCGAAGGAGGGCGCGAAGGUGCCGGCGCCGAGCGUGCAGAGGGCGGAGGAGCUGGGGGUCAGCUUGCCGAGUCUGAUCGAGUCUGCGUCCCGCUUGAGGGCGCCUGACGACCCGCUCCUGACGAAGACCCUUGUCCAAAGGCUCCUAAAUGAAACCAACACCUACUGGAACACCUGGAUCCGCGGGAGCACCUACACCGGCGCGUGGAAGGAGGCCGUGCACCGCUCCGCGCUCGCGCUCAAGCUCCUCAUCUUCGAGCCGACCGGCGCGGUCGUCGCGAGCCCGACGUUCAGCCUGCCGGAGUACAUCGGCGGGACGCGCAACUGGGAUUACCGGGCGUCGUGGAUACGCGACGCGUCGUUCAUACUGUAUGCGCUGAUGCGGCUCGGGUUCACGCAGGAGGCGAACGCGUACAUGGACUUCAUAUUCGAUAGGAUUCAGGACAAGAACCCCGACGGCAGCCUGCAGAUCAUGUACACCAUCCACGGCGGGAAGGAGUUCCCCGAGGAGGAGCUGACGCACCUCGACGGGCAUAAGGGGUCGAGACCUGUGCGCAUGGACUCGGUGUACCUGAGUCAGAAGUUCGGGCGGCCGCUGUCCUAUGAUACAUGGGUCGGAGUGCGAGAGCUAGUAGAUUAUGUGGUAGCCAACUACAACCGCCCUGACCUGUCUAUCUGGGAAGUGAGGAACAGGAUGCGGCACUUCACGUAUUCCAAGAUCAUGAUGUGGGUCGCAAUUGACAGAGGCUUGCGACUGGCCGACAAACGCUCGCUCCCGUGCCCGAACCGGCUGAAGUGGCUGACGGCGCGGGACGAUCUCUACGAGCAGAUCAUGAAACAUGCGUGGAACUCAGAGAAGAAGUUCUUCGCACAGAGCUACGAAGACAAGGACGUGCUCGACUCGGCGGUGCUCAUCAUGCCCCUUGUGUUUUUCUCCCCUGCUAGCGACCCGCGGUUCGUGAGCACUUUGAAGCAGAUUUUAAAGACACCGGAACGCGGUGGCUUGACCUCGAACAAUCUGGUAUACCGGUACGAUGUCACUAAGACCGACGACGGUGUCGGCGGCGAAGAGGGAACUUUCUGCUUGUGUACUCUCUGGUGCGUCGAAGCCCUGACGCGUGCCGGAGAGUAUGACAAGUCGAUGUUGGCGCGAGCUGUAGCGAUGUUCGAGGACUUCAUUCAAUACACAAACCACGUUGGGCUGUGCACCGAGGAGAUCUCGGCUUCUGGAGAGGCCCUCGGGAACGCUGUGCAAGGCUUCACCCAUGUAACCCUCAUCUCAGCCGCGUUCAACCUCUCGAGAGUUCAAGGUAGAGCUGCUUCUGGACAACCCGGACUUGGGAACUGA